UUGAGGUGUUACUGUGGAUAUCACCAUGCCUUUUCUCCUGUGCUUGAAAAGAAAGAAGUCACCUGUGCCUUUAGGCAGGAGUAUCUUCCAGAAACACCCCACUCUUACCCAGCAGAACUAUCAGGCCUUGCUGGAGACUUGCUUGAAGAACAAUCACCUGUUCACAGAUGACACCUUCCCUGCUCACAUCAGCUCUAUAGGAACUGGAGCACUGCUGAAGAAACUGCCUCAAAAUUUACAGUGGAAGAGGCCACAUGCUUUGCAUAGAAGUCCAGUAUUUUAUGGUGCAAACAGAAAGCAACUUGAUCUCUGCCAAGGAGUGGUGGAGAACUGCUGGUUCCUGGCGGCCCUGCAAGCCCUGACGUUCCACCAGGACAUCUUUGCUGCAGUUGUGCCACAAAACCAGAGCUUUGAGAGGAAAUAUGCCGGCAUUUUCCACUUCCAGUUCUGGCAUUUCGGUGAAUGGGUUGAUGUGGUGGUUGAUGAUCUCCUGCCUGUGAAUGCGGCAGGGGAGCUGAUCUUUGUUUCCUCAGUCUAUAAGAACGUGUUCUGGGGAGCCCUUCUGGAGAAGGCAUAUGCUAAACUCUAUGGCUCCUAUGAAGAUCUGCAAUUUGGGCAAGUUUCAGAAGCCUUGGUGGAUUUUACAGGUGGUGUUAAUAUAAGGAUGAAGCUUGCAGCAGCUCCUCCUGAUCUGUGGGAUAUCCUGACCAGAGCAACCUACAGCAGAUCUCUCAUGGGCUGUCAGACACAUUUAGGGGCAACAAAGGUCCUGAAGAAUGGGCUUGUUGCUGGCCAUGCCUACACAGUGACUGGUAUUAGAAAGGUAACCUGUCAAUAUGGACCGGAAAACCUAGUGAGACUGAGAAAUCCAUGGGGAAAAAUCGAAUGGAAAGGGGACUGGAGUGACAGCUCUUACAAAUGGGAGCUGCUGAGCCCAAAGGAGAAGAUUUUGCUGAGGAAAAAGAAGGAUGAUGGAGAAUUCUGGAUGUCUCUGCGAGAUUUUAAGAUUCACUUCGUAGAUCUGAUGAUCUGUAAGUUAACUCCAGACCUGAUGAGCCAGGAAGAUGGGAAGAAGUGGAUGUACUCCCUGAAGAGGGGGAGAUGGGUUAAAGGAAGUACAGCAGGAGGAAGUCUGGGAUUCCGUAAUGGCACAUUUUGGAUGAACCCUCAGUAUUGGCUGAAUGUUUUGCCCGCUGAAGACAGUAAGAAAAACUUGGGUUCCUGCGAUGUGGUUAUAUCCCUGAUGCAGAAACACAGCAGCAAACACCGGAACCGAGCUCCCCACCUCUUCAUUGGAUUUUCACUCUACAAGUACCAAGAAAGCAACAGAAAGCUUCCCCCAGCAUUCUUCACCCAACAUCAGCCUGUGAACAAGCACCAGGUCUUCCUUGAUGAGCGAGAGGUGACUCAUGACUUCCACCUGGAGCCUUGUGUCUAUGUGAUUGUCCCAGCCACCCUGGAGCCUCAGCAGGAGGCUGAAUUCAUCCUGCGGGUCUUCUCCAGGAAGCACGUUCUUCGGGAAAUGGGUGGCAACACCAGUUUCACCCUAUCUAAGGAAAUUGUAGAUAGGUAUGAGGGCAAGAUCUGGGAGGAUUUCUUCACAAAAUAUUUUGAACAGAAUCCUGAAAUAAAUGCUGUUCAGCUCCAGAGAAUCCUGAAUAAUAUAUCUUGGAGAAAUUUCCAGAGUUUUCACCUGAAUUUCAGUCUGGAUGCCUGCCAGGGUAUCCUGGCGCUCCUGGAUCUGAACACCUCUGGCACGCUGAGUAUCCAGGAAUUCAGAGUCCUGUGGAAAAGGCUGCUUUUCUAUUUGGAAGUGUUCCAGAAAAGAGAUACUAGCAGAUCAGGAAGGCUUCACCUUGUGGAACUGCAUGCAGCUGUACAGGAGACAGGUAUUUCCCUCAGCAAUGAAGUCUGUAAUUUGAUGGCAAUCAGAUAUGGUGACCCUGACUUGAAGAUCCGCUUUGAGAGCUUUGUGUGCUUCAUGCUUCGAGUGGAGAUCAUGGGAGAGGCCUUUCGCAACUUAACUCAAGAUGGCAAAGGGAUUUAUCUCCAGGAAUCCGAGUGGAUGAUGAUGACACUGUAUUCCUGAAGCAAUGCUGUAGUCAAGGGGACAACUAAGCCUGUACCAGGAUGAGGAAGGCUGCUUUGUAUCAACUUGCUGUACACUCUGGCUCAGCCCUGCAAUUUACCAUUUAUGAAGAGUCUUCCCCUCAAGCAGACUUGACUCAAUAACCACAGACUUGGUGAACUGGAGUUUUGCUAAUUAAUGUAUUUAUUUUGAGUCCUAUUUCACUUCAGACAACCCAUGUGAGAAAAGGCUGAUGGAUGCCAACCACUGUGAGUGCACAGUGUGACACUAUGGAGCAUAGUGGCUGAGUUGCUGUGCUUGGUGCUGGGGUUCUUGUACCUGGGAGAGGAACAGCUCCUGCCCCAAGUGGCUUGUCCUCUAAUAGAGGAAAUCCCAGUUCUGCAGCUGCCAAGUCCAUGGUGGAGGGCAGGAGUCUGUGCUUGUGAGGAAGAAGGGGUGGUGACUCUCUGAAUGAAUGCUCUUCCCUAACCGUGACUUGGAAAAGGGAUUUGCAAGCAUUCAAACCAUCUCUUUUGCCUUUAGAAGUCAGCAUAGUUCUAUUGAAGUGAAACUAAAUUGAUUUGACCAAGCGAUGAGCCAGGCCUCCAGCUCUUUGUUGUAGAUGGAGGCUGUGAUGUUUGCAUAUUUAUUUCAGAAUGGCAGUGGGUUCUCUGUGCAGACUGAAAAGUACAGUACAGUGAGAAGUAAAUUGAUCCCAUAUUGUCUUUAAGUCACUGGAGAUUGGCAGGGAGUAAUGUUCUCUGUAGCAUGAUGCAGGAGCAGUCUGGUAAAACAUUUGGGUAUUUGUCAGUUACUUUUUAUAAAGCAGAAUGAGAUAGUGUGUGUGUG
Messenger RNA from Melopsittacus undulatus (budgerigar), 2917 nucleotides. RefSeq names its product calpain-14. The transcript has 20 exons. Gene Ontology annotation, molecular function: calcium ion binding; calcium-dependent cysteine-type endopeptidase activity. Gene Ontology annotation, biological process: proteolysis. Gene Ontology annotation, cellular component: cytoplasm. Lineage: Eukaryota; Metazoa; Chordata; Aves; Psittaciformes; Psittaculidae. The record is from RefSeq and is a predicted model, not a curated record. The coding region runs from base 26 to 2089 and encodes 687 amino acids.